Molecule: messenger RNA, 2149 nt
Organism: Orbicella faveolata
Lineage: Eukaryota; Metazoa; Cnidaria; Anthozoa; Scleractinia; Merulinidae
Biological process (GO): protein import into nucleus; RNA export from nucleus
Cellular component (GO): nuclear pore
Molecular function (GO): structural constituent of nuclear pore; protein binding
Source: RefSeq, a predicted model, not a curated record
CGGUACGGGCAAAAUGGCGGACUGAUUGAUCCAUGUGAAAGUCAACGUUACUAACCGACCGUAUUUCAGUUUAACGUUCCUGUAGAGACUAAAAUUAAGCGAUAUCUGUUGAAAAAUGGCGGAUAGUGAAGAUGAAGAAACUCCUCCAGAGCGAGAUGUGAAGGAUUUUAACUUCAAGCAAAUGAGAAAAAUACGAAUGUUUGAAUCACCAACAAAUCUACCCAAACCUCGCUCAAGUUUACUUGCUGCUUCGACCAAAUAUGGCUUGACUUUUGUAGGUUGCCCUACAGGAAUAAAAGUGAUAAAAACUGAAACUAUUGAAAGGAUCAACGAGUCUGAUGAAGGGAGUAUGCAGAAUAUUGUGGGGCACUGUCCCUCAUCGUUCAUUCAGACUGGGCGUCCUGUACAGUUUGUUGGUUUAAGUAGUGAUGAUCUUACUCUAUCUGUCUGUUAUGAGAAUGGAACUCAAACUGUCAUGGUGCUCUAUGAUGUACCAACACUCGGAAGCUCUAACCCUUCAAUGGCCAAAUUUGGUGAAAUUACUCUAACUAGAGAUGAAGGAGCAAGUGUUGGGAAUGUUCUGUGGAAUCCUGGUUUUCCUGGUAUCUUUGCUGUUUGUCUCAGUUCUGGCUCUGUGGCAGUGAUGGAGUUGACAGAAACAGAAAUAAAAACACUGGCAAACCUUCCUGGAAGUGUGAAAGCAAGUGCAAUUUGUUGGAGUCCUAAAGGGAAACAGCUAGUAGUGGGACAUAGAGAUGGCAGGUUAACUCAGUAUUCACAGGCUCUGGAGGUGAAAAGGGAAAUAGAAUGUCCUGAAGUUUUCAUUGAUGAUCCCCAUUCAGUGACAGAUCUGUUGUGGAUCACUGCAACAUUGUUUGCUGCUGUUUACUCUAGUUUCGAUGAUGGAGAUACCCCAAAGUUUCAGCUUAUUUCUGCUCCUAAAAAUGAACCAAGGACCAUAACUAACUUUGAUGAUAUUUAUUAUGUGAUGAGCGAAGAACGAGAACCAAUGUACUAUUUGAAGAACAUUGCUGAAUGGACUAUGGUUGUUUCUGCUUGUUCUAAUGGUUUUGAAUCUGCCGUGAUUGGAAAAUAUGGAGGAGAGGCUACAACCUCGUGGGAAAAGUGGAAUUUUGAAGAAACUGGACGUGCAGAGAUGCCGCUGACUAACGACAAUGAUGAGACAUUUCCCAUGGGUUUGGCAUUUGACUUUAGCUCAACCAGACCAGUUAUUGAAGGAGAGAAACGCCUUUCUCCUGCCCCUAUGAUGAUGCUUCUGUCAACAGAUGGUGUCUUGUGCCCAUUUUAUAUGGUGAAUCAAACUCCUAAUACAGAUCACAGUAUCAUAAAGCCACUGGAGCCUUUACCCCUAGGAGGACAAAGAAAAGCAAUUAUAUCGUCAAAUGCAGGUCCUUUGUCAACUGGUACACCAGGCUUGGCUCCCAAAGAGAGUGUUCCAUCUGCACCUAGAACUGCUAGAGACCUUCCUGUCGGCGCCUUUGCAUUUGUUGGAACCAAGCAAACUUUUUCAUCUGCAUCUGGUACAUUUUUAUCAGGGAUUUCAGGGACCCUCCCUGCAAGUGCUUUUUCACUUGCCAGUUCCAAGCAACCUGUUUCCUUUUCAUCAGUGACUCCAACAUCAGCAGCACCUUCAAGUACACCAGCUAGUACCUUGUCAUUUACCAGCUCCAAGCAGAACAUUCCUUUGUUUUCUGGUGCACCCUCAUCGGGUACAUCAGGGGACCUUCCAGCUGGUGCCUUCUCAUUUGGCAACCCAAAACAACCUGUUUCCUCUUCGGGGAAUGCCCCCACCAGUGCCUUUUUGUUGACUAACCAAAAGCAGCCAGGGUUGACAGCUACAUUCAAGCUUCCAACACAGACCCAAAUCCCAGCAACAGAAUUGGAGAGACCUUUAGCCAGUAGCCCACAGCUUGUGAAACCCACAUCUAGUAGUCAGACCCAACCUGGUAAUCGUGGACUAUCAUCUUUCCAAACGCCUUUGCUCACUACUACUUCAAUUGCAAAAGGGGAUGAUAAACCAAAGGCAAGUUCCUCAGUUCCUUCUCACUUGACAGAGCAAGGGUUAUUGGCACAGCCAAAGCCAACUCUUGCCAGAGCUGCUGUGACCAAAGCACNAAGUUAUGUGACA